UCCUGCCGGCUCGCCGGGAGCCAGGAGUCUUCCCACACACAAGGCCACACGUGAAUGAGGAUCCUGUUCUUCCACCUGAGUUCUGCCUCGGCACCUAUGUCCUUGAGCCGACUGGACUUCCCGCCCUCAGCAGGCGACAGCAUGCGCGCACAUCAGGUGACGGUAUUCGUGGAAACUGGAAGCCACCACGGUCAGUCAGCUCCUUUACGAUGGGUGGGCCUGCUAAACGGAUGAUGCUGUUAAGCUACCCGGAUUCGUUUUCAUAACUCGGCAACUGGGCUGCGAGGAUCCAGGCUCCGUCCAUGGGGUAUUCCAAGGGCUACAGGAUUCUGGCUGUCGGGUUAGUCUUUCUGGUUUUGGUGUUGUAUCUCAUGAUGUCUUGGCCUGAACCCGUGACCCGUUGGAUCCCACAACCUCUUCCUGCCGCUGCAUAUGUCUCAGAGUCUGUCAACUGGGAUUCUCUCCCUCAAGAACUCACCAACCUGACCAGCCUUCUAUACUGGCCUCCAACUGGUGGGCACAACAGUGACUUUUUGGCCUCAACCAGCCCCAAAACCUCCACCUACCACCUGGUGGGUCCUGCCCAGGCCACCUAUAUUCUGGGAAGUAACCUAGAGGCCAUCCUUGUGGCUAGGGAUCACUGGGGUAGGCCCAAGGCUCAUGGUGGGGAUCUGUUUCGGGCACAGCUGCUGGGCCCGGAAGUGAAGGCAGGAGUCCCAGGGGAGGUGAAGGACCUGGAGAAUGGCACCUACCUCUUGUCCUUCCCCCUGCUCUGGGCUGGCAGGGCCCAGGUGCAAGUGCGGCUGAUCCACUCCAGCGAGGCAGUUGGGGUCCUGCGGAGAGUCUGGAGAGAAACACGGGCCACCGUGGAUUUUAGAGGGUAUUUCCAAGGAACGAAUGGCAUUCAAGAGGUUGUCACCUGCAACGUGGACCCCCAGUCGACUGGAGCCAGAGGGCCGACCUGCCAGUACAAGGAUGUGGUUUCUGGGGAGAUCUGGUUCUGUGCUCAGCCCCCAACUUUGCCCUGCAGUGCUUUAGUGGGUCACUCGAGUGGACGUUACCUGAAGGUGACCACACCAUAUGAUGAACUCCUGCUGGCUGGGAAUGUGACUGACCAGAAACUCCCUUCAGGCAUCCCUGCCUUCCUGGUCACACCAGCAGAGCCUGGAAACAGGAGUGAUAUGGCCUUGCCCUCCAGGCCGCCAUGCCGCCCUGGCCACUUGUCUCUAAAACCCUCUGGCUUCUACCACCAAGACCGAUGGCACUCGACGUUCUGUUCCAGCCGCUCCUUCCCCACUGCGGACAGCAUCCUGAGCUGCCUGGCUGGCCGCAUCGUCUACAUGAUGGGGGACUCCACCCUCCGGCAGUGGUGGGAGUAUCUGCGGGACACGGUGCCCUGUGAGCGAGCACGAGGGGAGCAUGCGUGCAGUCAGGGUGCAGAAGGCAGACGCAACGGUGCUGAGGGAGGCCCCGGCUUAGCGGACAGGCGGGGCAGGAUGCUGGUCUUCCUGAAGGCACCUGAGUGGAGGCCCCUGAAGCCAGUUGACCUCCAUGUCACAUAUCAGGCGGGCCCCCUGAUGGCUGUGGAGACAACUCGGGGGACAGUGUUGCACUGGAGGGCCCACAGCUGGCCCCUGCGCUCUCUCCGCACCCCAGUGGCCUCCCUGCACUCUGUGGCCAGAGAGCUCCAUGGCCUGGCUGGGGACCCCUACACGGUGGUGGUGCUGGGCAUGGGAGCCCACUUCACCACCUUCCCUCCAUCCAUCUUGGCUCGAAGACUAGCAGGCAUUCGGGAGGCUGUGAAAGCCCUGCUGGACCGGGCACCCAGCACCCUGGUCAUUAUCAAACUGGCCAACACUGGCUACAAGUCUGUGUAUGGCAGUGACUGGCUCACGCUCCAGGUGAACCGUUUGCUCCGAGCUGCCUUUGUUGGUCUUCGGGUGGCCUUUGUGGAUGCAUGGGAAAUGACCUCCAGCUUGGCUCUGCCAGACAGCAUCCACCCGGGGAGGCUCAUUGUCCGAAAUGAAGUGGACUUACUCCUUUCCUUCAUCUGCCCCACCUGAGUGCUCCUGAGGGACCUGGGGCUGGAUGGAAGGAGAGCCUGGGUGUGGCCACAAACAAACAAACAGCGAAUGAUGGGAAGCAGAAGCUACCCCUGCUUACCCACUAUAAAACUCUAGUCCCAUAUUUUAUGCACCACACAGAGAAAUCUAAUUUUAUAUAAAGGAGACAACGUUUUGCA
Molecule: messenger RNA, 2242 nt
Organism: Psammomys obesus (fat sand rat)
Lineage: Eukaryota; Metazoa; Chordata; Mammalia; Rodentia; Muridae
Product: NXPE family member 3-like
Exons: 5
Coding region: 303-2063 (586 amino acids)
Source: RefSeq, a predicted model, not a curated record